This is a messenger RNA of Nyctereutes procyonoides (raccoon dog), 2409 nucleotides long. RefSeq names its product BSD domain containing 1 (gene BSDC1). Lineage: Eukaryota; Metazoa; Chordata; Mammalia; Carnivora; Canidae. The record is from RefSeq and is a predicted model, not a curated record. The transcript is spliced from 11 exons. Bases 23 to 1315 code for a protein of 430 amino acids. Gene Ontology annotation, cellular component: cytoplasm.
GUGGUGAUGUCAUGCAGGCAAGAUGGCGGAAGGGGAGGACGUGGGCUGGUGGCGGAGCUGGCUGCAGCAGAGCUACCAGGCAGUCAAGGAGAAGUCCUCUGAAGCCUUGGAGUUCAUGAAGCGAGACCUGACAGAGUUUACCCAGGUGGUGCAGCAUGACACGGCUUGUACCAUUGCAGCCACAGCCAGCGUGGUCAAGGAGAAGCUCGCUACUGAAGGUUCCUCGGGGGCAACAGAGAAAAUGAAGAAGGGGUUGUCUGACUUCCUAGGGGUCAUCUCCGACACCUUUGCUCCCUCACCAGACAAAACCAUAGACUGCGAUGUCAUCACCCUGAUGGGCACACCCUCUGGUACAGCCGAGCCUUAUGAUGGCACCAAGGCUCGCCUCUAUAGCCUACAGUCAGACCCGGCAACCUACUGCAAUGAACCAGAUGGACCCCCGGAACUGUUUGAUGCCUGGCUUUCCCAGUUCUGCUUGGAAGAGAAGAAGGGGGAGAUCUCAGAGCUUCUUGUAGGCAGCCCCUCCAUCCGGGCCCUCUACACCAAGAUGGUCCCAGCAGCUGUUUCCCAUGCAGAAUUUUGGCAUCGAUAUUUCUAUAAAGUCCAUCAACUAGAGCAGGAGCAGGCCCGGAGGGAUGCCCUGAAGCAACGGGCAGAACAGAGCAUCUCUGAAGAGCCUGGCUGGGAGGAGGAAGAAGAGGAGCUUGUGAGCAUUUCAUCUACAUCUCCAAAAGAGGCAAAGGUUUCUGUGGCCAAAACUUCCACAUCCCCUGAAGGAGGACCUGGCCCCCUGAGCCCCUGUGAAGAGAAUCCAGUGACUCCAGCUGAGCCUCCUAGAGAGGUGACUCCAUCAGAGAGCAGUGAGAGCAUCUCCCUUGUAACACAGGUUGCCAAACCUGCCACUGCAGCUGAGGCACCAGUGCUGCCCAAGGACCUGUCUCAAAAGCUUCUAGAGGCAUCUUUGGAGGAACAGGGCCUGGCUGUGGAUGUGGGUGAGACUGGACCUCCACCCCCAGCUCAGUUCAAGCCCCAUACCCCUGCUGGCCGUCCCACUGGCCCAGAGCCCAGGCCUCCAGCCAGAGUAGAGACUCUGAGGGAGGAGGUACUCACAGACUUACGGGUGUUUGAGCUGAACUCGGAUAGUGGGAAGUCUACACCCUCUAACAAUGGAAAGAAAGGCUCAAGCACAGAUAUCAGCGAGGACUGGGAAAAGGACUUUGACUUGGACAUGACUGAAGAAGAAGUACAGAUAGCACUCUCCAAAGUGGAUGCCUCUGGGGAGCUGGAAGAUGUAGAGUGGGAGGACUGGGAAUGAGGGGAGCCAGAGCGUACAGCUCCCCCACCCACAGAACCUCCCACCCCUUCGCUCGUCUCAGCCCAGCCCUGGAAGACACUGACUGAGAAUGUUUCCCCAAUGGCCUCUGUCAACCAGAGUUCUGGGCACAGAUUCUGGGUGGCUCCUUGCUGGUCCUUUGGGCCUCUGCUCAUAUCUGGGAAGGGGCUCACUAAAUCCAAACCAGAAACUCUGACUUGUGCCAACUAUAGGAUGAUUCAAGGGGGAGGAAACCUACCCCCGACACCAGAAGAGCCUACAUUUCUCUGCUGAACACCCACUGUUCUUGGGGACUCUUGCUGGGAAAUCCCAAGGGAUAACUCUAGCCCUUCUACCUGUGUAGACAGAUGCUAAGCACCAGUCUCUUGGAGGAAGCUGAGACAACACUCUGUCCCAUCCAUAAGCAGGCAAGGAAGGUCAUCCCACCUGUCCUUGACUAGACAGGGAUGGCUAGCACAUUUUGGUUCCUAGCCCAGUGAGUAAGAGGCAUUCGUCUCUGGGAAACUUGCCUCUCUUUGGGGAUCUCCCCCUCCCAGGCAUUUUCCAUUCCCAGAAAGGUUCCUUGUGGUUCCGAAUCUAGAGACCAAACCCUGAGUCCCCACCUCCUUCCUUUUGUUCAGCCCAGGCUGGUAUGUCCCCAAUGCCUCUCCCAGGGCUUCUUCAUGUCAAAUGCACCCAAGUCCUUAGCCCAGCUGUGCCACCUGCAAGAGUCUGCUCUUGCAUUUCUUCCCCUCCCCAAGAAGGGAGGGGGUCACUUCAGGCCCUUCUGUGCAUUGCCUGGCGGGAUACCUUGUCCAACCAGCUACCCACCUCGACCUCCCCGUAGCUUAGGACACAAGCCAGCUACCAGCGGUACAGAGCAGUGAUCAAAGCCGAGUACUUACACCUCUGGUAAGCCCAACUUCUCCACCUCAACCCUUCUGCUUCUUGAAGGGAUAUGCUGGGGGUGAACCUCUUGAGACUCUCAUCAGGCUUCUGCAAAAGCUCUUCCUCCUGAAGACAGACCCAGUCUUUGUGGCUCUCACCCUCCACUCUGGUAAAGCUGUUCCUCUCUUGGGGGAAUGAGGGGCUGCAGG